AUGCUCGCGCAGCCCUUCACUAGGGCUUCCAUGCUUGCGGGAGGGGAGCUGGAUGAGGAACAAGUCAAGAAAGAGGCUGAGGAGUUGAAGAAGGCGGUUGAGGAGGGUGAAGGCAAAGAUACUGAGACCCUGGUAGAGAGUGGAAAGGAGGAGAAGAAAGAGGAUGAGAGUGGUGAUGGGAAGGAGGCGCAAUCGACCGAGAAGAGCAUUGAGGACUCCAAGCAAGAAGUCGAAGACUCUCCUGAGCAAGCAGCCGAUGUUACCCAGACAGCCAAAGACUCAUCUGAGCAAACACCCGAUAACACCACAAACGAGAAGAACGGAACCACGCCAUCGUCCUCGAAGCCUAACAAACGCACAUGGGCAUCCUACCUGCCUUCAAUCCCAUACCGUAACAAGGGUGGCGCAAACAAACAAGAGGCAGAACAGAAGCCCACCUCAGAGCAGGAGAAGAAACAGAACGAGGAGAAUACAAAGAAAUGGUCUUCGUACCUACCCACUGGAAAGAGCUUCUCUAGCUAUGUGCCAAAUGUGGAAGUACCGGACUCCAAGUCUGUUGUCAGCGCUUUCAAGGCGAGCCAUUACCGCGAUCCGAAUAAGAGCUAUGCAGAGCAGUUGUAUGACUUCUCAAAGACGCCCGUGGGCGCAGGAACUAUGGCUGGCUCAGGCUACGCUUCCUCAGUUUACGCUGCCUACUCCGCAUACACAUCCCUUCAUCCCUCGAACUCGUCCCAACCUCCCAUGGAGUACCUCUCCCUUCCACACACACGCGCAGCCUCACACAAGCUCUGCCCCGAAGUCGACGAUGAGCUCCUGACCAACCUUCGCAAUCCAAUCUUGACCUUUAUCGAAGACACAUCACCUGGUGCACACGAUACCCUGACGGCGGCAUGCGACGCAAAUCAAUAUGCUGCACUGGGUGUAGAUAAGCCUGCCGAACACGGUAGUUGUGCCGAAAACCUCGUCCUCGCGCUCAAGGAGAUCAACGAGACCGCCGGACUCAAGGGUGCCAAGGCAGUCGGUGCGGACAUCUCCGUCAACAUUGCGCCUACACCUCUACACCUCUUCAUGAAUGCGCCUCUACAGUCUGAAGGUACUCUACAGAGCGACGGAGCAGGCACAAAAGGUGUGACGCUUAGUAUUGAGGAGCCAAAGGGCAAGAAGCGGUGUUUUGUCAGAUUCCGUGCUGAACGAGAUGUUGUGAUCGUAUUUAGUGCUUGUCCAAUGGAAGUUGGGAAGCAGAACGGUGGACGCUGCAUGGCCAGUAACUUUUUGGUUGAGGAUAUGCAAGAAGGUGAGGAUCUGGCGAGUUCCAUCUCAUCCAGCAAAGCGAAGAAGGCACCGAAGAAGUUGGGCUUGAAGGGGAAAGAAGAGAAAGAACAGUCCGAAGAGAAGAAGAAGGCUGUGCCUGAGGAACCCAAAGCAGAGUCGACGGAGUCACAAUCGGAGACACAAAAAGAGACCGAAGCUCUAGAAACUGAAAGCGCGGCGCCGUCGCAGAAGGAAGCGUCAGACAAAGGCGAGGAGAAGAAACAGGAUUCGACUUCUGAAGAACCCAAGGCGAAGAAGAAGCCUAAGAAACUUCAGGUCCGCAGUCAGCCUGCUUCAACACAGUCUCAGUCUUCGUGA
Messenger RNA from Pyrenophora tritici-repentis Pt-1C-BFP, 1629 nucleotides. The record is from RefSeq and is a predicted model, not a curated record. Lineage: Eukaryota; Fungi; Ascomycota; Dothideomycetes; Pleosporales; Pleosporaceae.